This is a messenger RNA of Ictalurus punctatus (channel catfish), 2427 nucleotides long. RefSeq names its product protein phosphatase 1, regulatory subunit 3B (gene ppp1r3b). The transcript has 2 exons. Gene Ontology annotation, biological process: regulation of glycogen biosynthetic process. Gene Ontology annotation, cellular component: protein phosphatase type 1 complex. The coding region runs from base 185 to 1051 and encodes 288 amino acids. The record is from RefSeq and is a predicted model, not a curated record. NCBI's taxonomy places the organism in Eukaryota, Metazoa, Chordata, Actinopteri, Siluriformes, Ictaluridae. Gene Ontology annotation, molecular function: glycogen binding; protein phosphatase 1 binding.
AAGCCGACUACUGUCAGCGCCAGGUCCUUGUCAUUAAAGCCUCUGCACGGAGAACAGCGCUGGUUUACCUCGCUGCGAAAUAAAGUAACACGUUUAAUUAAAUACUUUAGCUGAUGGUCGCUCAGGUGCUCCAUUUUAUUCCGCUUUUUAAAUGUUCCGAACAAGUGUUUAGGACGGUUCCGUCAUGCCGGUCGACCUGGCGAUGCCGCUUUAUCUGUUGAGUGAUGACUUCCAGAGCAGGAUGUCUGGGAAGUGUAAGACACCUCUGCGUCCAUGUCUGCACACGCGUACGGUCACUCAGUUCGGCUUCCGCUCUCCUCUGCAGCAGCCUGAGUCUCUGGAGCGGGAACAUGGCAAGGCCAAAAAGCAGGUGUCCUUCGCCGACCACAAGGGCCUGGCCCUCGCCGUGGUGAAGAUUUUCUCCGAGUUCGAUGACCCCAUCGAUAUCCCGCUCAGCAUCCGGCAGCUUUUCACUUCGGCGCUCGAGGUCUCCGAGGAGGACGACAAGCUGGUGCUGGACUUCAAGCAGCCGAGCGCGGAUUACCUGCAGUUUCGUCAGCGGCUAGAGCGAGACUCGGUCUGCCUCGAGCACUGUGUCCUGAAGGACAGAGCCAUUGCGGGGACCGUCAAGGUCAAAAACCUGUCCUACGAAAAAGCAGUGAAGGUGCGCAUCACGUUCGACACGUGGAAGGGCCACACCGACGUCGACUGCCAGUAUGUCAGGGACACGUACCUGGGCUCUGAAUGGGACACCUUUUCGUUCGAGGUGAAUUUACCAGCCUGGGUGGAGCCACACGAGCGUGUCGAGUUCGCUGUGUUUUACGUGGCCGAUGGGAACACGUACUGGGACAGCAACCAGGGCCAGAACUAUAAAAUCACCCACUCUGCUCUGAAGAAGAAGAGCACGGGACACGACGCGAGCAUUGGACAUCAGCACGGCGGUGACCGGUACGCUUACUUUGACCGAUUCGGCAGCCCAAGGUGCUCGAACGGCAUUUUCCCCGAGUGGCCGAGCUACACCGGGUACGAGGACCUCGGCCCGUAUUACUGACUCAUGGGUCAUGUGACAUCCCAUCUAGCCUAGAUCUGUGAGGAAUACGAAACCAGGACAUGAGCUUUUACAUUAAAGGAAUAUUUUGUCCAAAAUAUUCAAUCUACACAGUGUUUCUUUUUUUUUUUUUUCCUUCCUAAUGUAGUCAGUCAGUGAGGAUGUGUUUCCUGUUUGCUGUAAGUUUGCGUCUGUAGUUUUGAACCGGAACUAUGAGAUUUAAAAAAAAACAAAAAAAAAAAUGGAAGCAAAUGGCCACUUGUUUAGCAUCACGACACCUACACGCCUCUACUGCAUUAUUUCUGACUGCAUGCCACAUGUUUUUAUUUUAUGAACCUGUCCUUAGACAGAAGACACGCACUUUGCACACCGCUAAACCGUUAUCCAUAAGCUUCCCUUUACUCUUAUCUACACUGACCUCAUAAACGCAAACGCCGAACAUGUCUCAACCGAUCCCCGAUCAUUUCAGGGGAAAAAUAUAAUAGUUUAUUUUGUUUACACCAACCGGUGCAAUAGCGAUCUGUAACAUCUGGAUAAACGAAUUCUUCCGUGUUCGACUUGAAACGUGUCUGUGAUUUCGAAUGGGACGGAGUUUAGUUUGCUGCUGCCUUUAACGAGCGCUUGAACAACAAGGCGGACCGUUCAGUCACGCGUCCGCUGGAACGUGGGUCCACGUGUGCACCGCUCUCUAACAGAACAGCGCACGCACGGGAUAAUGAAUUGAACGCAUUAGUUUCUCACACCGGAAGAUGUUUUGUAAAUCCCGACCUGUCAGUAAACACCAGCUUUUAUCUUCAACCAAAGAUCAGAACCGUCCGAAUGUAAAGAUACGAUCGAUAAGGUUGUAAUGUUCAAAGUGUCCGUAAUUGGAAAGAACGCCAUGUUUCUAUGUUCGUUUGUGUAAUCGAUUCGGUUUCUUAACAGAGCAGGAAUACAGAUGUUACUGACUUCUUAUACAAAGUGUUAUGUUAUGUUAUGUUAUGUUAUGUAAUGGAAAUGGACUCUUGGGUCUGUGUUGUGUAACGUGUUUAUUUAAUUCAAAAGAAAGCCAGUCAUCUUUAAGUGCAAAAUCUGAUUUUAAGCAUUAACCUACAGCAUCAUCCCUUUCAAGAAAAUAUUUCACUUUUACUGGGAUCUCGGAAGCAGUGUUUUUACACCACAGGUUUGUAUUUUAAUCAGGUUUUUGUCCCUUUAUUUGGGUGAAUAUUCGUUUGAUUUUUAUUAAUUUUUUUCCCCCCUCAUUUUUAUUUUUUGAGCACCUCACGUUGUGAAAUUUGUUUUUGUAAAUGGUUUUGGGAUGUUCCGUUAAUGCUUUUCUUUUUUUUUUUAAAUUGUUUUAAUUCACUGCUGUUGAAUAAAGGAUUGUGUUUCUACAAUAA